AUGGCGGCGGCGGCGGCGGCGGCAGCAGCAGCGGGGGCUGCGGGCGGUCGGGGCUCCGGGCCGGGGCGGCGGCGCCAUCUUGUGCCCGGGGCCGGUGGGGAGGCCGGGGAGGGGGCCCCGGGGGGCGCAGGGGACUACGGGAACGGCUUGGAGUCUGAGGAACUGGAGCCUGAGGAGCUGCUGCUGGAGCCCGAGCCGGAGCCCGAGCCCGAAGAGGAGCCGCCCCGGCCCCGUGCCCCCCCGGGAGCUCCGGGCCCUGGGCCUGGCUCGGGAGCCCCCGGCAGCCAGGAGGAGGAGGAGGAGCCGGGACUGGUCGAGGGUGACCCGGGGGACGGCGCCAUUGAGGACCCGGAGCUGGAAGCGAUCAAAGCUCGAGUCAGGGAGAUGGAGGAAGAAGCUGAGAAGCUAAAGGAGCUACAGAACGAGGUAGAGAAGCAGAUGAAUAUGAGUCCACCUCCAGGCAAUGCUGGCCCAGUGAUCAUGUCCAUUGAGGAGAAGAUGGAGGCUGAUGCCCGUUCCAUCUAUGUUGGCAAUGUGGACUAUGGUGCAACAGCAGAAGAGCUGGAAGCACACUUUCAUGGCUGUGGUUCAGUCAACCGUGUUACUAUACUAUGUGACAAAUUUAGUGGCCAUCCCAAAGGGUUUGCAUAUAUAGAGUUCUCAGACAAAGAGUCAGUGAGGACUUCCUUGGCCUUAGAUGAGUCCCUAUUUAGAGGAAGACAAAUCAAGGUGAUCCCAAAACGAACCAACAGACCAGGCAUCAGCACAACAGACCGGGGUUUCCCGCGAGCCCGAUACCGUGCCCGGACCACCAACUACAACAGUUCCCGCUCUCGAUUCUACAGUGGUUUUAACAGCAGGCCCCGGGGUCGCGUCUACAGGGGCCGGGCUAGAGCGACAUCAUGGUAUUCCCCUUACUAAAAAAAGUGUGUAUUAGGAGGAGAGAGAGGAAAAAAAGAGGAAAGAAGGAAAAAAAAAAAGAAUUAAAAAAAAAAAAAAAAGAAAAACAGAAGAUGACCUUGAUGGAAAAAAAUAUUAAAAAAAAAAAAAAGAUAUACUGUGGAAGGGGGGAGAAUCCCAUAACUAACUGCUGAGGAGGGACCUGCUUUGGGGAGUAAGGGAAGGCCCAGGGAGUGGGGCAGGGGGCUGCUCAUUCACUCUGGGGAUUCGCCAUGGACACGUCUCAACCGCGCAAGCUGCUCCCCCUGUUUCCCUGUCCCCCUUUGCCCCCUUGCGGGCUGCUCAAGGGUAGGUGGGCAUGGGUGGUAGGAGGGGUUUUUUUUACCCAGGGCUCUGGAAGGACACCAAACUGUUCUGCUUGUUACCUUCCCUCCAUCUUCUCCCUAGCUUUCACAGUCCCCUCCUGCCUGUUCCUGUCCUGCCAGGUCUACCACCCACCCCACCCCUCUUUUCUGGCUCCCUGCCCCUCCAGAUUGCCUGGUGAUCUGUUUUGUUUCCUUUUGUGUUUCUUUUUCUGUUUUGAGUGUCUUUCUUUGCAGGUUUCUGUAGCCGGAAGAUCUCCGAUCCGCUCCCAGCGGCUCCAGUGUAAAUUCCCCUUUCCCCUGGGGAAAUGCACUACCUUGUUUUGGGGGGUUUUGGGGUGUUUUUUGUUUUUCAGUUUUUUGUUUUGUUUUGUUUUCCUUUGCCUUUUUUUCCCUUUUGUUUGGAGGGAAUGGGAGGAAGUGGGGACAGGGAGGUGGGAGGUGGAUUUUGUUUAUUUUUUUAGCUCAUUUCCAGGGGGUGGGAGUUUUUUUUUUUAAUAUGUGUCAUGAAUAAAGUUGUUUUUGAAAAUAAAAAA
Eubalaena glacialis (North Atlantic right whale) is the source of this 1798-nucleotide messenger RNA. It is a transcript of the gene PABPN1, whose product is annotated as poly(A) binding protein nuclear 1. The transcript has 7 exons. Gene Ontology annotation, biological process: intrinsic apoptotic signaling pathway in response to DNA damage; negative regulation of intrinsic apoptotic signaling pathway; extrinsic apoptotic signaling pathway in absence of ligand. The record is from RefSeq and is a predicted model, not a curated record. Gene Ontology annotation, cellular component: mitochondrial outer membrane. NCBI's taxonomy places the organism in Eukaryota, Metazoa, Chordata, Mammalia, Artiodactyla, Balaenidae. Bases 1 to 921 code for a protein of 306 amino acids. Gene Ontology annotation, molecular function: RNA binding; protein homodimerization activity; protein heterodimerization activity.